This is a messenger RNA of Malurus melanocephalus (red-backed fairy wren), 2783 nucleotides long. It is a transcript of the gene ACTG2, whose product is annotated as actin gamma 2, smooth muscle. The record is from RefSeq and is a predicted model, not a curated record. Lineage: Eukaryota; Metazoa; Chordata; Aves; Passeriformes; Maluridae. The transcript has 9 exons. Gene Ontology annotation, cellular component: cytoplasm. The coding region runs from base 1543 to 2673 and encodes 376 amino acids. Gene Ontology annotation, biological process: vascular associated smooth muscle contraction.
CUCAUGUUUGGCAGGGGCCCAGCCAGGCUGGGAUGUGAGGUGGCAGCAGGAGCCUGGAGCUGGGGGCUUGGGGGGGUCACCAAGUGCACAGCCAGGGGACAUACCCAGCCCCUGUGAGCUGUUUCCCAGGGAAAGGGAAUAGCCUGGCAGAGCCAUCCAUGGGGUUGUUGGAGCUGUGGGGAGACUGCCCGUGCUGGGMGACCCCAUGUGCCUGUCCUGCCCUGGGGAGUCAGAGACCAGGUUCUGUUCCCUYCCUCUGGGACCUGGUCAUCCAUGGGGGAUAUUCGAGUGUUGGGAGGACACUGUGUCCCUAUCCUUGUCUUGCCCUGUGGGGUGACAGCCCAGAGUCCAUUCCCUCCCUCUGGAACCAUGGGGGACACGGGACCUUUGGGUAGCACCCUGUAGUUCCUUGUCACUGCACCAGUGCCAGGAUGUCCCUGCCCUGGGCCCAGCUUGGGAUCCUCGGGAGCAGGAGGCAGCCUGGGCCCUCUGUGCCUCAGUUUCUCUCGAGCCCCUGUAGCUCUGGAGAGUGACUCCAGGGCAUCUCUCCUGCCUCCCCCGGGUGCUCCGGGAGACUCCCUGAUGAGGGCCCGUUGUCCUUAAAAAGGCAGCUGGGAGUUUGGGAGCUGCUGGUUGGCCUCUGCCAGGGCCAGAGGGCUCUGCAGCUCUGCUCCUGCUGCCAAGGCUCCGCUGCAGGGCUGGCGGUGCCUCCGAGGCUGUGUCCGGGCAGGGGGGCUCAGGGACAGCACCCACAUUGCCCCUUGGGGCUCUGAGCCCAUCCCGCCUCCAAAAUCCUCCCAGGAGAGAUCAGAGCUGGGUGUACCCGCAGUGGGGAUCGGGAUUUGGACCCACAACUCCUGUCCUGGCUCAGGUCAGGAUUUGGGGAAUGAGGGGCUUUGGGAUACCAAAAGCCCAAAAAUGAGGGUGGAGAAAGAAAAUCGCAAGGAGAGACAUCUCAGAAGUGCUGGAUGCCAGGGAUGUGGGGGGAACUGAGGCCAGGAGGAGGCGAUGCACCAACCCCGUGCAUUUCCAGCGUCUCAGCAAUGGCAAAUUCCCAUCCCAGCUCUGGYGUGUCCCCCACGACAGAGUCCCAACAUCCACCUACAGCCAGGUGGGGUUUCUCCACACUUUACCCAGGAACUGGAGUUAGUUCCACCUCCUUUUUCUGAGCCUGUCGCUUAUAAGGACUUGUGUCUCACUUGUUUAUCAGAGCAGAGCCUAAAAGGAACGGGCUCACAACUGGGCUGUCGCCUCCCAAGCAUCUCUACAUACAUUUUCCUACAAUAAUUAACUGUCCUGGGUCCUACCACUAGCCCAAGGUCAAUUUAAUGAAAUAAAACACCUUAUAUGGCCAUAUGGCCAACACACCAUCACUGAGCCUAUUUAGGGUCUUUGUUUAGAGAGGAUCCGCCUCUGAGGUUCCACGGGCUCACUGGUAUUUAUACCCACGACACAUCGGGACUUGGUCCCAGAGGAAAGGAGCUCUCGCCUCUGCGCUUUAUCCCCAGGUCCCCCUGACCACCGAGCGCUCCCAGCCCCACCAUGUGUGAGGAGGAAACCACUGCGCUGGUCUGCGACAACGGCUCAGGCCUCUGCAAGGCCGGCUUUGCGGGUGACGAUGCCCCUCGUGCUGUCUUCCCCUCCAUUGUGGGGCGGCCCCGGCACCAGGGUGUCAUGGUGGGCAUGGGGCAGAAGGACAGCUACGUGGGCGAUGAGGCACAGAGCAAGAGGGGUAUCCUCACACUCAAGUACCCCAUUGAGCACGGCAUCAUCACCAACUGGGAUGACAUGGAGAAGAUCUGGCACCACUCCUUCUACAACGAGCUGCGUGUGGCCCCGGAGGAGCACCCAACUCUGCUCACUGAAGCACCCCUCAAUCCCAAGGCCAACCGGGAGAAGAUGACCCAGAUCAUGUUCGAAACCUUUAAUGUYCCUGCUAUGUACGUCGCCAUCCAAGCCGUGCUCUCCCUCUAUGCCUCCGGCCGCACCACUGGCAUUGUCCUAGACUCCGGGGACGGUGUCACCCACAACGUGCCCAUCUACGAGGGCUAUGCUCUGCCCCAUGCCAUCAUGCGUCUUGACCUGGCUGGCCGUGACCUCACYGACUACCUCAUGAAGAUCCUCACCGAGAGGGGCUACUCCUUUGUCACCACUGCCGAGCGGGAAAUCGUGCGYGACAUCAAGGAGAAGCUCUGCUAUGUGGCCCUCGACUUUGAGAACGAGAUGGCCACAGCUGCCUCCUCCUCCUCACUGGAGAAGAGCUAUGAGCUCCCCGAUGGGCAGGUCAUCACCAUCGGCAACGAGCGCUUCCGCUGCCCUGAGACCCUCUUCCAACCCUCCUUCAUCGGCAUGGAGUCCGCUGGGAUCCAUGAGACAACCUACAACUCCAUCAUGAAGUGUGACAUCGACAUCCGCAAGGACCUGUACGCCAACAACGUCCUGUCCGGUGGCACCACCAUGUACCCCGGCAUCGCUGACCGCAUGCAAAAAGAAAUCACUGCGCUGGCUCCCAGCACCAUGAAGAUCAAAAUCAUUGCCCCGCCAGAGCGGAAGUACUCGGUGUGGAUUGGAGGCUCCAUCCUGGCCUCGCUCUCCACCUUCCAGCAGAUGUGGAUCAGCAAACCCGAGUACGACGAGGCCGGACCUUCCAUUGUCCACCGAAAAUGCUUCUAAGCCCCCUUCCCAUCCCGUGGUGGCCACCCAUGCCCAGGCUGGGGUGUCGCUCUCCUCCUCGGAUCCUGCUGCUCCUCCCCACUGCCCACUGUGCAUUAAAAAACCUUUUC